This is a messenger RNA of Mycena indigotica, 1800 nucleotides long. RefSeq lists its product as uncharacterized. The record is from RefSeq and is a predicted model, not a curated record. Bases 1 to 1800 code for a protein of 599 amino acids. NCBI's taxonomy places the organism in Eukaryota, Fungi, Basidiomycota, Agaricomycetes, Agaricales, Mycenaceae. Gene Ontology annotation, molecular function: protein binding. The transcript is spliced from 3 exons.
AUGAGAACAUUUCUCAAUUCCCGUACAAGUCUCCGCGUCGCUAUUGACGGACUACCUGGACGGAAUCCCAAAUCACUUAUUGCACAAAGAAGGGCACGCGUCUGGGACGACAACGAGACGUUGGUUCACACUGUCCAGAAGGAGAAUUUCGCUGGCGCAGAGCGUCUCCAUGAGCGACUGGUGGCCGCAUGUUUGCCCAUUCGCCCACACCCAGCGUAUGAGCGCGCGGCAUUAGCCCAAAUUCGUCAUCCAGAAGCGAGAAACUUGGACAACUUCCGUACUUGGCUCGACCUGGUUCCAGAGAGUCGCAACCCCCAUCGCGUCGAGGGUGGCCCAUUCACAAAGACGCGCGACCUUUUGUUUCGCUCGGGUUCACCAGCGGAGGAAAUACCCUUGCUUUCCCUUUUCUGCCUUGUUUGUGCCGAAAAAGGUUACGGAAAACUAGUCUGGAAGGAUAUCGUGGCUCUACUCGUCAAGUUCGAAGAACCGGGCAACGCUGUGGCCUUCUUACGCUCUUUUGGCGAGGCGCGGCUGCGAUACUACACCAAACACCAGCCUCAUCAUGCUGCUUGGAUAGCAAGUCGUCAACGAGAAGCGCUGAUUCGGACGUGUUGUACUGCAGGGUGGUUUGGAGAAGCGGUGGAUCUGAUUAAAGACAGCACUUCUUUGGAAAUUGGUUCAGCUGCUCGUCACCUUUUGCAGGUCCUCGACAACAAGAACCAGAAGGACUUGAUCUCGGUCGUACUCGCUCAUCUUCCACCCAAAAUCUCGCUAGCAUUUUCUACCAAAGCAAUUAUUGACGGCUGGACUUCACCCUUGCCACGGGCGGCCGUUGCGGCCCAACUACGACAUAUCAAGAAUUUGAUCUCACGACGAGCAUUAAUUGCGAGCCGCCUUCCCGCUUCGCAUUUGCAUGCCUUCUUAGCUCAAUAUGAAGCAGCGAAGGGAUAUUCCUAUGGACUGGCGGCCUUGCGGAGAAGAGCCUUGUUAAAAUCAGACAACACAAGCUACAUCUGGCUCACCAAGGAGUUGUUUUACCUUCAACAAAUGGGCCGCCAUGCGGAUGUCAUAUCGUUGUUCUACGCCAAUUUUUCGUCUUUCAUCAUUCCCCGCAAGGAAGGACUAAUUUUGCAUCAAUUGGCAGUCCUUUCGGCCAAUCCACAACUACUUUCGCAUUCAGUACCUCUGAAGCUGAGAAUCAAGCCCAGUGAUGCAUGGCUCAUAUGGAAUGCCCUUAUCCGUAUUUCCAUACAACUCCCGCCAGAGACACGACUUGAAACCCUCUUCUCGCUGCGUCACUGCUUCGGUCAGUAUGCCGCUGCCCUUCCUGAUCACGUGUUCCGCGCAACCCCCACUUCUUACACCGCCGUCUUUCGAAGUCUGGUGUGGGCUUAUGGGCAGUUGGGAGAUGUUGCUAGUGCCUUUUCGGCAGCUCACGAUAUUACGCUGAUCGGUAAAACCCACGAAACCAACGUUGUUCUGCUCGAUGAACUGGUGACCAUACAUGCACGGAGGGGUGAUUUUGACUCUGUGACUGAGUUGCUGGACUCGCUGGAUUCAUUUGGGCCCAGAGUUCAACCGUAUGGUCGAGUGAUCGACGCGUUCCUUCAAGCUCGUCUUGUGGAUUUGGCUCUGGAAAUCGAAACUCGGAUGAAGGAAAAAUGCGAAUACAUCCCAGGAGCCAACUGGCGCUUAGAUCGGUCAAUUUCAAGGCUCGACAAGUUUAGAAAGAAAGAGGUUGUCGAGACGGAAGAUGAAGUGAGCUGGUGGCCAGAUAUGACGGUAUCUAUCGAGCAGUAG